CUCUACUCGCGGCCCGCUUCACAUCCAUCCUUUAACUCCGCCCUCAAGAAAAAAUAAUACUCCCUGGAGGAUUCGAACCCACGUUCAAGCAUUACAAGACUAGAGUGCGGACCAGUGGACUGCAUCAUGUCGUUGACAACAGAAUGUCCGACGCACAGCUAUGAAGAGUAUACUCCGCUCCAACUCCAAUUAGCGGUCCUCACCGCGUCACACCAGCUCGCGCGGCCCAACCAAGUCGCGGCCCGCGGCGCGCACUCCACCAGCCCGCGCGGCCCAACCAAGUCGCGGCCCGUGCCGCGCACUCCACCAGCCCGCGUCGCACCAGGCCCAAUCCUCCAUGCGGGCUCGCGUCACGCAUCCAACAGGCGCCACAUCAAAAAUAUUAUUGUCGCCGCGAAGGUUCGAACUCGCGUCACUCUUCCGCGUGCCAAGCAACAAUACCAGUACGCUACAAUCAUUGUUUGUGAUUCAAAGGUGCAGCGCGCUAUUUUAAAGUUUCUCAACUCCACCUAGAAUUACCGACGAAGAUUUAAAUAUAUAUAUAUAUAUAUAAGCUAGCGAUGAGUUAAAACUCACCACCAGCUUGGGGGGCAAUUGUUGGGGGUGUUACUAAAUACUUCGUGCACAGACUGAGUAGGGGAGCACACAAUCGGCGAUGGCAACACUCGGUACCCGCUACAGGUAUAUAAGGGCUUGAAGCCCUCCAAAGAGGGGGACUUUUCCUCUCCCCUCACUUUCCACUUUCUGCUAUCUCUCUACACUACUCUCUCUAUCUAUUCUCUCAACUCUCUCCUCAAACAUACGCUGACUUGAUCGUCGGAGCUUAAUCCGGGGGACAACCCCGGCUCUUUCAUAGGUUCCUUCCCUCCCGACGAGAUCAGACGAACGGAUCGUGAGUCAACCCCACACCAACAAAUAUCAUUAUUCAUACCGGAGCUAGAUGGUUCAAACAAUAGUAAUCGGUAUACUGAUAACCAGUAACGAACGAUUACCACCCCUGGCCGAAUCUACGUAAUAAAUGAAUUUUUGAAAC
Messenger RNA from Linum trigynum, 1033 nucleotides. Lineage: Eukaryota; Viridiplantae; Streptophyta; Magnoliopsida; Malpighiales; Linaceae. The record is from the annotation of a GenBank genome assembly.